AUGGAGCUCAGCCCGUCCAAUGCGAAGGAAGAGGCUCACCAUACAUCGCUGAACCCGCAGGUGAACUCCGUCUGCCACUGCGCGCAUCUGAGGCUGAAAGGCCCACUGCAAGUCGAGAAGCUGCGUGAACUGCUCAAGAGGGUACGCACGACCGUGCCGGGCCUCAUCGAGCUUCACUUUGGCGAAAACAUGAAUGUCUCCGGGAGCAACGCCUACUCCGCACAGGGCAACACGCACGCCCUCUUCAGUCGCCACCAGAAUGGGCAGUACCUCAAAAUGUACAAGACCCACCCGGCUCAUAUGGAUCUCAUGACCUACCUAAUGAGCAUGGCGGAGCGCCCUGCGACAGUGGUUGACUUCGUCAACCUCACUUCAAGCCUUUGA
Messenger RNA from Leishmania mexicana MHOM/GT/2001/U1103, 384 nucleotides. RefSeq lists its product as hypothetical. Lineage: Eukaryota; Euglenozoa; Kinetoplastea; Trypanosomatida; Trypanosomatidae. The record is from RefSeq and is a predicted model, not a curated record. The transcript has a single exon. Bases 1 to 384 code for a protein of 127 amino acids.